CUACGAAACCACAUCGGGAGAACAAGAAGAAAUAUGAUUUCCUUCGCAAUAUUUCUUGGCUCAAUUGUACUAGUCACUGCAACUACUGGCCAGACAGGCGAUCCUGACGCAUACGCAGAAAACUCAACAUACUUCGAUAAACAACGCCUUUCAGCAAUGACAAACCUAACUGAAAGGAUAUAUGUUCUAAAGAGAGAUUAUAACACAAGCACCCCAUUCGACUGCCUCUCGGCUAUGAAGCAGAACGACUAUGGUAACAACACAUACGAAUACGAAUUAAAGGCACGUAUCAAUGGAUCAUUCAUUGCUUAUAACGUCACCAUGAUUGCGAAUACAACUGGUAACCACACAGAACCGAACAAUGCAUAUUACGAAGAAAACAAGGGUCAAGGACCAAUAGAUCACAAACUGAUGACCACGGACGGAAGCUCUUGCUUUCUCUUUGCUGUAGCAUUUGAAAGUGGAAAAUACGGGUGCCUCUUAGCAGUGACAGAGAAUGCUACUCAAAGUACUCCACAGGAAUGCGAAAGCGUGUACAGCCAACAAUGUGGGAAUGAAAGCGUCACGCUCUACAAAAGUAAUUGCACGACGACGGACGACGGAACCACGGGAUACUCGGCAUAACAGUUUUAUAUGUAGUGUAGCCAUGUUGAAUUAAAAGCAUAAUAG
Molecule: messenger RNA, 669 nt
Organism: Rhipicephalus sanguineus (brown dog tick)
Lineage: Eukaryota; Metazoa; Arthropoda; Arachnida; Ixodida; Ixodidae
Exons: 5
Coding region: 34-624 (196 amino acids)
Biological process (GO): symbiont-mediated perturbation of host defenses
Molecular function (GO): amine binding
Source: RefSeq, a predicted model, not a curated record